AUUAGAUAGGAAUUAUGAGUAUAGAGGAAAUCAAAAAACAAGUAGAGUAUUAUUUGUCAGAUAAAAACUUGUCCUAAGAUGAAUUCUUCCACAAAUAGAUCGCUCAAAAUUAGGAUGGGUAUCUCCAACUCUAAUUUAUACUUAAGUGCAAUAAGGUUAAGUAAUUGAAAGUUACUCAAGAAUAACUGGUGGAAGCAAUCAAAACAUCAACUGAAGUGGAAUUAAGCCCAGACUCAACAAGUAUUUGUUUAUAUCAAACAUAUUAGGUGUUAGAAGAUUAAACAAUAAGCCUUUACCAGAAUUAAUUAUUACUUAAACCAAUAAAAAAGUAAAAACUAACAGUGGCGAAGCUGUGGCUGCACAAUAAUAAUAGGAAGAAAAACCUUAAGGAGAAGUCAUUGACAAUCCCUAUCAUAAUUUUGAACCACUCAUUUUUACAGUCAAGGCUCCAGCAGGUGUUGCAGUCAAUUGGACUCAAAUCACAGAGGCUCUCAUGAAAUAACAUAAUAUCAGUUCUCCAUAUGUUAGAUAUGGAAAGACUGAGGGAAACUUUGCUCUAAAUAAACCAAGAACACCUGAAGAAAACAUUGUUCGUUUGACAUCAGAGGGCAUCAAGAUAGGAGAACAUCAAUUGGAAAUUCAUGUCACAAAUGGAGAUGAUUUGACAUAGUUCUGGUCACAUCACGGAAAACAUUAUGAAACUAUUAUUAAAAGAGCCAAAGAAACCUUUGAACAUGGUGGUGCUGGCAAGGGAGGCAACAAAAAAUACGAAUAAAGGAAAUAAAAAAAGGAUAUAGUUUUUCAUAAUUAAAAAGUAUUUCUUCAAUUAUUAGAAUUAGUAUAGAGAUAUCUCUUAAUUGAAGAACAUUUUCAAAACUAUAUUGGCUAGAUCUGAAAAUAAUACCCCAUUGAAAGAACCAUAUCAUUCAAUGCUUGUUUCCUUAUUGCAAUAUCAUGAUAAGAAAGACUAAAAACUAAAUGGAUUGAAACACUUUACUGUUGGAUAGCAUCCAGAUCAUGCUGAAACCAGAUGUUUCUUUGCUGUCAAAGAAGAUGGAUCAUCUGAGGAUUUCAGCAGUCUAAAGUGCAUCAAAAAUUUAGAAACAUCUCUAGGUUUAUGAGUAGCAUAAUAACAUUAUAC
This is a messenger RNA of Paramecium octaurelia, 1141 nucleotides long. NCBI's taxonomy places the organism in Eukaryota, Ciliophora, Oligohymenophorea, Peniculida, Parameciidae. The record is from the annotation of a GenBank genome assembly.